GAAGAAGUCCAGCAGCUGUAUUUUGAGCACCACAUCGCCCAACUAAGGGAGGCUCCAAACAUCGUCUGCAGUGAUCCGGGCAAGCGUGACCUCUUGUUCUGUCGAGACAUCAAGAAGGAGCGGCCAUUUCGAUACACGUCCAAUCAACGGGCGGUCGAGACAAAGUCUCGGUACUUUCAAAGAGACAUGAGAGAGCAAAAGAUCAAUGCCGGCAUCGCUGAGAUGGAAUCACAUAUUCCAUUGCACAAGAGCAUGAACAUCGAGGCGUUCUCAGCGUUCAUCGUGGAUUACGAACACACGGAUCCCGCCCUGGAUGAGUUUUACCAGGAUGAGAUUCAUGUAGCUUGCAGAUUCAAGGCGUUCUCACUGCGGCAAAAGUCUGAGAGCAAGCUCAUCAAGAACAUGCGACACCUGUAUGGAAAGCAUUUUGCGGCCAUCUUGGGUGAUUGGAGCGACGCUGGAAAGACCAUGCGCUUUCAGGAGUCAUCAAAGACCAAAGGAUUUCGCACACUCUUUGCAAGAAACAGCAUUCCAUGCUACUUGCUGGAUGAGUAUCGAACGUCGUCCGUGUGCCCCGACUGCCACGGCCGUGUGAAGAAAAACAUCCGUCAGCGGCUGUCAUCUCGGCCAUGGCAAGCUAGAAAGGGAAGAAUGGAAUACGUCCAUGGAUUGGUGGGUUGCCCCAACCCCGAAUGUAUCAACCAAGACUGGACACCAUAUGAGAUUCCUGGAAGACGACCACUACGACUACGGAUGAGAGUGCACAAUCGGGACAUCCUGAGCACCAAGAAUUUCCUCUCGAUUGUGCGUUCGGUGGUGUUUGGCAAUGGCCGCAGACCAGACGCAUUCUCCCGUAACCGGUAGUCUAGAUUUCACCCCAUCCCAUUUUCCGUGGU
Messenger RNA from Fimicolochytrium jonesii, 896 nucleotides. RefSeq lists its product as uncharacterized. The record is from RefSeq and is a predicted model, not a curated record. The transcript has 4 exons. NCBI's taxonomy places the organism in Eukaryota, Fungi, Chytridiomycota, Chytridiomycetes, Spizellomycetales, Powellomycetaceae. The annotation marks the transcript as partial.